Panicum virgatum (switchgrass) is the source of this 1252-nucleotide messenger RNA. RefSeq names its product ubiquitin carboxyl-terminal hydrolase 15-like. The transcript is spliced from 7 exons. The coding region runs from base 168 to 1052 and encodes 294 amino acids. Gene Ontology annotation, molecular function: protein binding. Lineage: Eukaryota; Viridiplantae; Streptophyta; Magnoliopsida; Poales; Poaceae. The record is from RefSeq and is a predicted model, not a curated record.
GACUGCAUAAACCCCUCUUCGUGCCUCGUGAAAAAGGCAGCACCCACGCUUCAGCUCGCCCUUGCGCCUCCGUAGAAAACCCCCCAUCUCCGGCGAGGGCUUGCUCCAGGGCCCAGGCCUCCGAUAGCGUCACGAGAGGGCUCCUGGGAAGAGGAAGCGAGUGAGCCAUGGGCAACUCAUGCGCCAAAGGUUCUGAGCAUAAAACCUUCAAGUGGACCAUUGACGGCUUCUCCUCCCUUCUUGACAAGGGAUGGACAUGCUCCAGCGUGUUUGAGUUCAUGGGAGUGAGAUGGUGCCUAAUGCUGAACCCAAAGGACAGAAAGAGAAAUGAUGCGAAGGAGCAUGUCUCUCUCAAGCUUAUGCUGAUGCGAACUUCAGUGAAACCUGACACUGUCAUAGAGGCAUAUUUCAAGUUCUUGAUAUAUGAUCAGAACUUUGGAAAGCACAGGGAGCAUCUAGGUAACCACAGCUUCCAGGCUGCAAGCACAACUUCUGGCACCUCAUGCAUGAUACCCCUGAAGAAACUGAAGACCUCUAGAUUUCUUGUCAACAACAGCUGCACCUUUGGUAUCGAGUUCAUCAAAGUCGCCACUGUCAAAACCAGUUCGCCGUUAGAAACACUCUUUGUCACGAAGAUGAACGUUUUCAACGAGGCCAAAGUUUACACUUGGAAAAUUGAGGACUACUUUGCACUGAAGAACCCGAGCUACUCACCAAAGUUUGAAGUCGGUAGAUACAGAUGGUUUAUCAAAAUGCAUCCAACUAGUGAAGGAAACCACCUGUCGUUGUUUCUUAACAUGAAGCAGCGAAAUGAUAUCCCAAAAGACUCUGGGAACCUAGUCGAAUUUACCAUAUCCAUCAAGGACCUGGAAAAUGGCAAGGACAAGAAAUCAACCGGCCGGUUCCAUUUCUCAAACAAUGCUCCUUCUUGGGGAUGGAGGAAAUUCAUCUCUCUAGAGGAUUUCAAGGACAAGUCAAAAGGCUAUCUCAUCAAAGGCAAGUGUUGCGUUGAGGCUAAAGUCACAAUCGUUGGCCCCUCCAAGAAACAGUAGUUUCAGACAUCUGUGAGAGCUGAUGACGUUAUUCUAACUAGCACCAGCUAUAUGAAGUGUUCCAUAGCACCGUGACAUAUUGAGACCGUCUGCUUGUUUGGAACUUUGGAUAUCUCAUAUCCGAACAUAUCAGCCCUUCAGGAUUUUGCCAAAUUUUGGUAACAAACCAAAUCUUGUGAAAGAUACUUCAUCCCCCUGUA